UUCAAGAUGCAUGCUAAACGCCAAGGAAGAGCUUGGUACCACUGGUACGCCGAAGACGAUUCGCCCGAGGAGAGAAAGCUUAUCAUCAAACUCGACCUCCUCAUUGUUCCAUACGCAGUCAUUGCAUACUGGAUCAAAUAUAUAGAUCAGUCGAAUCUCACAAACGCCUAUGUCUCAGGUCUCAAAGAAGACCUUGGAUUUAACGCCAACCAGCUCGUGAAUCUCAAUGCAAUGUACAUCGCUGGAGCUGUUAUCGGACAGCUGCCGUUCACCUUUGUCUUCCCGAUGUUUCCUAUGAAUUACACCAUUCCGGCUUUGGAAGCGGGGUGGGGCAUUUUUACGCUCUUACAGUAUCGUGCCCAGGGAUACGGGGAGUUGAUGGCUUAUCGGUUUAUGGUUGGUAUUUUCGAGGCUGCUUUCUUUCCUGGGGUUCAUUAUGUUUUGGGAGCCUGGUAUCGAGGCGACGAGCUUGGUCGCCGUGGGGGCGUCUUUUAUGUGGGUCAGAUGCUGGGGACUUUGACCGCGGGGUUCAUUCAAUCCGGAGCAAGUGCUAAUCUGGAUGGUGUAAGAGGCAUGGCAGGGUGGAGGUGGAUGUUUAUCAUCAGUGCCCUCAUGACAAUCCCCGUCGCCAUUGCUGGGGUUUUCGUCUGGCCCGGGACACCAGCGAAACCAAACAAGCUUUUUCUUUCAGAUGCCGAGUUAGAACUGGCUAUCAAGCGGCUCAAGGACGUCAAAUCAGAUACGGAUGAAAGGAUCAAGCUAACCCGUUUGCAACUUCUACGUAAAAUUGCCACGGAUCGGAGAGUGUACGCCCUUACCAUCUGGGAUAUCUUCUUCUGGAACGCGGGAUCGAGUGGCUACGGAGGAUACCUCCUCUGGCUCAAAAGCCUCAAGCGCUUCUCCACCCCUAAGGUCAAUCAGCUAGGAACCACCGCGCCAGCACUCGGCAUAUUUUACGUGCUGUUUGUCAACUUCAGCUCCGACCUCCUCUGGGGUCCUAGCGGUGCUAUUGCCUUCGCUCACGCCUGGAACUUUACAGCAAUGAUUAUCCUCGCCACGUGGAAUGUGCCAGAAUCCGCUAAAUGGUUUGCGUUCAAUAGCACCUAUACGCAGGUUGCGAUGAGCAGUGUUCUCUAUGGUUGGGCCAACGACAUCCUCCGCCACGACGCAACGGAACGUUCUGUCAUUCUGACAUUUAUGAAUUUGUUUGCGCAGAGUACUACGGCUUGGACGGGCGUGUUGGUCUUCCCUACCAGUGAGGGUCCGAGAUUUCUCAAGGGGUGGACUUUCUGUGCGGUGAACUCUUUUCUAUUAGUGAUUUUCACUUAUGCCGUGAUUGGGCCAAUGGCUCGGAGACAGGAAAGGAAGUUGGAUUCUGAGACUAGUAGUGUUGAGGAACCCCGGGAUACGGAACGUGAAAGGGAUUUAGCAAAGGGUCCAACGGAG
Lachnellula hyalina is the source of this 1446-nucleotide messenger RNA. RefSeq names its product putative transporter. The record is from RefSeq and is a predicted model, not a curated record. The annotation marks the transcript as partial. Gene Ontology annotation, cellular component: membrane. Gene Ontology annotation, biological process: transmembrane transport. The transcript has 5 exons. Lineage: Eukaryota; Fungi; Ascomycota; Leotiomycetes; Helotiales; Lachnaceae. Gene Ontology annotation, molecular function: transmembrane transporter activity.